Molecule: messenger RNA, 4449 nt
Organism: Topomyia yanbarensis
Lineage: Eukaryota; Metazoa; Arthropoda; Insecta; Diptera; Culicidae
Exons: 2
Coding region: 1534-4155 (873 amino acids)
Biological process (GO): DNA integration
Molecular function (GO): nucleic acid binding
Source: RefSeq, a predicted model, not a curated record
AUCAGAAACAUGGCCCAUUUAAGCAUGGCGUCAUCCAUCGAACCCUACCGCAAGGGUGUCUCUUUCGGUGAUUGGGUCGACAGAUUAGAAUUUUGUUUCGUUGCAAAUAAUGUUGACGAAAACCUGAAAAAGGCCCAUUUUAUUACAUUGGCCGGUCCUCUUGUUUAUGCAGAAUUGAAACUGCAAUACCCGGUAGAAAAUUUGAACAAUGUGUCGUAUAACGACAUGGUUAAAAAGUUGAAGAAUAGAUUUGACAAAAAGCCUUCUUGCUUAGUACAACGUUUGAAAUUCUCAAACAGGGUUCAGCAACCAGAUGAGUCGCUUGAGGACUAUGUGUUAUCCGUCAAACUGCAGGCGGAGUUCUGUUCCUUUGGUGAAUUUAAGAAUCAGGCAAUUCGCGACCGUAUUAUUUCGGGCAUUAGGGACACUCGACUUCAAGAGAAAAUUCUGAAUGAAGAUGAAGAUUUAAACGUAGAAGCAACUGAAAAAAUCAUUAUGACUUGGGAAAUGGCGAAGUGCAACGCCAAAUCAUUGGGAAUAGAAAACAAAACAGAAUCUCUUGCUCCUUUGAAUGCAAUAAGACGCCCAAGAGGGUUAAUGUUGGAGAAACUGGGAGCUACACUGGAGGCAGCCAGGGUAGCAAAUCAACCAGGUUCUUCCAAAGUUCCCAUAAGGGACAGGUUAGGUUUCACGCCUUAUGCUCGGAAUAGUCCGCGUUACAGAGGGAACAAUCAAAACUCAAGAAUGACUGAAUGGAACAACGGCCUAGAUAAGGUUGAAGAACUUACACCGCGACGCAGUAAAAUUUGUAGACUCAUGGAAUGAACCUGGACCCAACACGGACCGGAGCCUCAGCGAGUUGUUCGACAGGAUGCGAGCUGACGACGUCGAAAGCGACAACAAUGAUGAUAAAGGUGACGUUCAAUGUAUGUUAGUGUCGUCCAUUAAUAAAAUUAAUAACCCUUGUUUAGUUAAUGUAAUCAUGGAAGGAAAAUCUAUCCAAAUGGAAGUUGAUUGUGGUUCUUCAGUAACCGUUAUGGGAAAACAGCAAUAUGAAUCGAACUUUAAUAUUCCCCUAAAAAAAUCGGAUAAACGAUUAUUGGUUGUGAAUGGGGAUAAACUUAAAAUAUGGGGUGAAACAAAGGUUUCAGUGAUGCUUGGAGGAAAACAAGCUAGUUUGACUUUGGUAGUUUUAGAUUGUAAAAAUAGUUUUGUACCUUUACUUGGACGUGACAGUUUAGAUGUAUUCUUCAAUAAUUGGAGAAACUUUUUUGGUAAUUCGUUGGAAAUCAACAAUAUAAAUUAUGGGAAUAAUACGGACCUGAUAACAGAUUUGAAACAAAAAUAUGCAGAUGUGUUUAUCAAAGAUUUUUCUUCGCCUAUAGUGGGUUUCGUGGCGGAUUUGGUGCUCAGUAACGAGGAACCAAUUUUUAAAAAAGCAUAUAAUGUUCCUUAUAGAUUGAAGGAUAAAGUGUUGAAUUAUUUACAAAAGUUGGAAGAUGAAAAAGUAAUUACUCCGAUCAAAACGAGCCAAUGGGCGUCUCCUGUAGUGAUCGUGAUAAAAAAAAUAAUGAUAUUAGAUUGGUUAUAGACUGCAAAGUUUCUAUAAAUAAAUUAUUGAUUCCAAAUACCUACCCAUUGCCGUCGGCUCAGGAUUUAUUUGCUGGGUUGGCAGGGUGUAAAGUAUUCUGCUCUUUAGAUCUGGAGGGCGCUUACACACAGUUGUCCUUAUCAGAAAAGUCUAGGAAAUUCAUGGUAAUCAACACUAUUAAAGGGUUAUAUACCUAUAAUAGGUUGCCGCAAGGAGCAUCAUCCAGUGCUUCAAUUUUCCAACAAGUGAUGGACCAAGUUUUACAAGGAAUUGAAUAUACAUACUGUUAUUUGGAUGAUGUUCUUAUUGCUGGUAAAAAUUUACAGGAUUGCUUGGGGAAAUUGGAAUUAGUUUUGACUAAAUUGUCGGCAGCGAAUAUAAAAGUAAAUUGGGAAAAGUGCAAGUUUUUUGUUACUGAAUUACCUUAUUUAGGACACAUAAUUAGUGAAAAGGGUUUGUUGCCGUGUCCAAGUAAGAUAUCGACUAUUAAGGAAGCAAAGGUACCAAAGAACGUACAAGAAUUGAAAUCUUUUCUGGGGCUCAUAAACUAUUAUCACAAGUUUAUACCACAUUUGUCAUCAAAACUAUAUUACUUGUAUAAUCUUUUAAAAAAUGAUACUAAAUACGUAUGGGACGCUAAUUGCGAUAAGGCCUUUGAAGAAAGUAAAAAAUCAUUGAUAGCGACGAAUUUCUUAGAAUUUUUUGAUCCAAACAAACCCAUAGUGGUUGUUGCUGAUGCUUCGAGCUAUGGCCUUGGUGGAGUAAUUGCUCACACUAUAGAUGGAAUUGAAAAGCCGAUAUGCUUCACUUCCUUCUCUUUGAAUUCAGCGCAGAAAAACUAUCCAAUCUUACACUUAGAAGCCUUGGCUCUGGUUUCCACAAUAAAAAAAUUUCAUAAAUACCUUUACGGACAAAAAUUUUUUGUUUUCACUGAUCACAAACCUUUAGUUGGCAUUUUUGGUAAGGAAGGCGGAAACUCCCUUUUUGUAACGAGACUCCACCGAUAUAUUUUGGAAAUUUCUAUAUAUAAUUUUGAAAUUCAAUACCGACCAUCCGCCAAAAUGGGCAAUGCAGAUUUCUGUUCCAGAUUUCCAUUAGAACAGAAAAUUCCAGAAGAAUAUGAUAAAGAGUUUGUCAGAAGUAUUAAUUUUACGAAAGAGUUGCCCAUUGAUCACAUUAAAAUAGGUCAAAUGACUAAUGGUGAUGAGUUUUUACAGACAAUUAUUAGAUACAUUCGCUGCGGUUGGCCCAAAAGAGUCGAUAAACGUUUCAUCAAUGUUUUCUCUAAUCAUCAAGAAUUAGAGAUUGUUGACGAAUGCUUAAUGUAUCAGAAUAGGGUAGUUAUACCACAGCUAAUGCAGAACGAAACAUUAAAGCUCUUACAUGCGAACCACGCAGGAAUGGUGAAAAUGAAGCAGCUAGCUAGGCGCUCGGUUUAUUGGUAUGGUCUUAAUUCAGAUAUAGAACGGUUUGUUAAAUCUUGUCAUGAAUGUAACAGUAUGGCGAUAGAACCAAAUUCAAAAGUGGAAUCCAAAUGGAUUCCUACAAUUCGACCGUUUAGCAGAAUUCAUAUUGAUUUCUUUCAUUUUGAACAUCAUACCUUUUUACUUAUGGUAGAUAGCUAUUCAAAAUGGGUUGAAAUAGACUGGAUGAAAAAUGGCACGGACGCAGGAAAAGUUCUGAAGAAACUUGUUGCUUUAUUUGCUAGAUUUGGGUUACCGGAUGUUUUAGUAUCGGACGGCGGUCCUCCGUUCAAUUCCUUCAAUUUUGUCGGGUUUCUGGAAAGACAAGGUAUAAAAGUAUUUAAAAGUCCGCCAUAUCAUCCUUCAAGUAAUGGUCAGGCAGAAAGAUUAGUCAGAACUGUUAAAGAAGUUAUGAAGAAGUUCCUUAUGGAUCCAGAAACUAAAGGAUUGGACCUGGAAGAUCAGAUAAAUUUAUUUUUAUUUACAUAUAGAAACACUUGUUUGAUAAAUGAUAGACAAUUUCCAUCUGAAAAAGUUUUAUCAUAUGCACCUAAAACGCUUAUUGAUUUACUAAAUCCAAAAAAGCAAUUUAAAAGACAACUAUCUAUACCAAAUCCUUCUGUGGAUGAAAAAUCAUCUUUAAAUGCUCCUACGAUUGUAGGAGGGCAUAUUAACGAUAUUUUUGACAAUCUGAUAGAAGGUGAUGAAGUGUGGUACAAGAACCAUAACCCACAUCAGCACAUGCGUUGGUUAAAAGCAAUAUUUUUAAAACGUUUCUCUAAAAACACAUUCCAGAUUACGAUUGGAAACGUGCCAACAAUGGCACACCGUACUCAGCUAAGAGUUCCUGAUUCCGGCCAGAGAAGACCAAACGUGAUCUCAAGAUACAGACCGGCCAAAGGGACGGAGUGUGUAGAGACAAACAUGAACAGUGAGGAUGAAGGAGGAUUCAAAGGAUUUAGUGAACUCGAAUUGGAGAGGAGAGGAACGAAGAGGAAAUUGCAGGCAUUAAUACUGCCGACGGAACGGUCGGGGAUAGAACCACGACGAUCGAAAAGAUUACGUACCACAAAGGUGGAUUCGAAUUUUGUUUACAAAUAGGAAAGAGAAAAGACUAAUGUCAAAUUAUACUGUGAAAUUUACACAAAUUCAAGAAAGCUUGAUCUCGAACUAGUUUGAAUUGAAAAACUAAUCGAAUUUUAAAUAAUCUAAGUGUUUGAAAUAUACAUAAGAAUUGUUUUAGUUUUAAGCAAAAAAAAAAUAUAAAAGGUGAAGAGCUAUUGUAUACGCCCUUUGCGUAUAACAGCGACUUUCAUAAGAUAACGCUAUGUAACGUUUUCAAAAGAACAUUGAAUAUAAUAUCGGCAGAGCCGUCACUUUUGUUUGAACUCUUAA